Messenger RNA from Anisakis simplex (herring worm), 369 nucleotides. The record is from the annotation of a GenBank genome assembly. NCBI's taxonomy places the organism in Eukaryota, Metazoa, Nematoda, Chromadorea, Rhabditida, Anisakidae.
CCACCAAAAUGGACAGCAUUAGAGAAUGUCCUUCAAGAAAUACGAAAUAAUGGCAAAAAUUCUCAACAAUCUUCAACGUCCUCUUCGUCAUGCACCAAUUCAUCAUCGUCGAUUUCGAAAGGUAAAACACCAAUACUGGUGUUGACGGAAAGUUACGAAGUAAGUCGCCAAUUACGCGAUCUGAUCAAAUGGGGUCGAAAGAAGUUCGCAUGGGUUCAGAGGUGUCAAAUAGCCGAGGAUUUACCGUCAGCUAAAGGUGCCGCAAAAGAGCCACAGUCUGCACCAUUAUGGGAUCCUACGCAAAUCACAUUAUUUGUAUCUACACAAGAGGUGCAUUUUUUAUUCAUCGAGUUCUUUCUGAUCUGUUGA